AUGGAAAACGAGAUAUCCCUUAUAGAUUCUAUUCUGUACAACUUGGUUGGGGUUAAGCAGCUUUAUGAAUUUGAGGUAAACCACCUACACACGUUUGCAAACUUGACUCGCCGUUUCACGGAGGAGAAGAACAAGGAAGUGGGAGAUAAAUGCACAGUAUUCAAAGACAAGGCAAUCAAGGAAGAGCAAUGGGUGAAAGAAAAAAUACGUAACCUGGAAUCCGAAAUCAACAGACUGGACAAGGAAAUCGAAGAGCGGAAGGCUUCCAAGAAAAAGCUGAUGGAGUUGUUCGAGAGCUUGAAGAAUAUCGAUAAGUUCGAACACAAAGAGUCCAACUCCGACGAAUUGCCUAUAAUGGAGAUUCGCGAGGAGCUGGAUGACGAAGGUCAUGUCAUUUCCGGUGAUGUGAAGCCUUAUGCAGAAGUGUCAAAUGGGAGCCAACGUGUCAAGUCUCCUCAGUCAACCAAACCUGAAAUCAUGGAAGCCAACAAUGAAUCAAUGACACACAAAGAGGCAGCUUCACAGCAAAAUAAAGUAGUGUAUGAUACCACUGCACACUCCACCAAACUCGAGCCGGAGAAUAAGGCCGCCUCCGCUCAAACUCAGAAGAUUGAGGAACUAUCUGAAGAAGAGCAGAAGAAAAUCGAUGAGGAUCGAGAACAACUGGCUGAACUUUUAGACGAUAUGGAUAUUGCUCCUAAAACAGACACCAAAGUGAGUAGUAAAACAAAGGAUACAGAGAAUGCAAAGGAUGCAAAAAAUGCAAAGGAUACAGAGCAAACAAAAGAUUCCAGUGAUUCUUCAGAGGCUACUUCUGAUUUUGCGCCGGGAAAACCGGCGAUUGACCCGGAAGAUAUCCUCACUCUUGAAAUGAUUGCUGAAGAUUUCGAUGACGAGGAUUAUGACGAGGAAGAGAGCGAUCUGACAAGGGAUAUUGGAGAUGAAGGAGAAGAAGAAGAUGAUGAUGAUGACGACGACGAGAGCUACGUCAAAGUUGUUCCAGGCGGCGCAAGAAGUUUGUUUUUACAACAGAUCGCAGAAGUCAGACAGAAGAAACAGGAGGAGAAUGGUCAGCAGAAUCUUCCUGAACCCAAGAAAGCAGGAGCGAAGAAAAAGAGCGUCAAGUUUGCAGAGUCGGUGCAAGUCAAGGAAGUGGAAAACGUUUCUGAAGAGCUGAAGAAGACCGAAAACACAAGAGUUUCUCGUUUCAAGCUCCAACGCCAACAGCGAGGCGUUAGUCAUGAGAGUGUGCCAGACGAAGAUUCAAAGGAAGUAGUGCAGGACGUGGUUGAAAGAGACAUUGAGGAGCAGUCGCAUAAUGAAAGUUCAAAGAUAUCUGCCGUUCCAGCCUCUCUAGAUUACCGGGCUAUGCAGGACGACCUCGAUACAAUGGCGAGGGCUUAUACUCUGGGAAUGUACGACGAUGACAUUGAGACACAUGGCGAAGUUAUUGAGAAGCUCGAUGAUUUUGAGUCUCAUAAUAAGAUAGUGGAGUCCAAACCAGUUGAUAUGCCAGAAGAAGAGGAGGAGGAGCCUGAGGAGGAAGAAGAUGAUGACAUGGUCUUAGUGGACAAGAUUGUGGAGAAUGAGGUUGACGACGCUGAGGAGGAUCCUGAAAUCGAAUUGGCUGAUGAGGUUUUGGAAGCCGACGUUGCCAUGGAUUACACAAGACUGCGAACGAAAAUGAUACAUCGGUAUAACGGAGGAUUCCAAGAGAGCGAGAAGGAGAAGGAAUAUGAGCCUAUUGAGCCAGUCAAGACAAGUCGAUUCAAAGCUGCUCGAUUGGGGCGGAUCAAUUAG
Molecule: messenger RNA, 1800 nt
Organism: Ogataea angusta
Lineage: Eukaryota; Fungi; Ascomycota; Pichiomycetes; Pichiales; Pichiaceae
Exons: 1
Coding region: 1-1800 (599 amino acids)
Source: RefSeq, a predicted model, not a curated record